GGUUUUCUUCGUUGCUGGUGCGUGACCUUCACACUGAAACAGCUUUUGUAUAGCUUGGCUGAUCAGCUGUUCGCAUGUAAACAAUAUUCAUUGAUUUUGGUGCUUAGUGCGUAGAAUUGUUAUUUAGGCUACCAAGACAGGUUCAGUCACGUAAUCGAACACAGAGAGAAAUGUGCACGCUACACAUAGAAGAGGAAACACAUUUAGCUGCCAUGAGCAGCAAAUCUCGCACACGAACACCCAGUCCAAUGCCAAUACGAAGGAUACAUUACGGCGAGUUGACACUGUUCGACAUUAACUGGGAUGAUGUGCUUAUUCCAAAGAUUACUGCCUACCUUUCGAUCAAGGAUCUCUUCAAUUUACGAAGCUGCUCGCGCACAGCAUUACGUUUGGCAGAAGCCGCCCUGGAGAUGCGAACGGAGCUCCACUUGUCUGGCAAUAAUUCCAGAAAUAUAGAGCUCGGCUUCAAGGUCCUGUCCCGUUGCUGUCGUCGUCUGGAGCACCUGCACUUGGCCAGCUGCAAAUGGUUGACAGAUGAGCUCCUCCUGCCGCUGCUCAAUAAUAACAAACAACGCCUCAGCGCCGUCAAUCUGAAUGAGUGCACCAACAUAACGGCGCUUUCGCUGCAGCCCAUAAUCGUGCAGUGCAAGGAGCUGCGCAUCUUGAAGCUCUCCAAAUGCCAGUGGCUGACCACGGGCGCUGUGGACGCCCUCACCCUGCACCAGAGCAAACUGGUCGAAUUCGAUAUAUCACAUUGUGGCGCCAUUGGCGAACGCUGCCUUAUCAUCUUCUUUCGCAAGCUCAACAAGCUGACCAUCUUAUCGUUGGCUAACACGCCCAGCGUCACGGAUCAGGUGCUCAUACAGAUCGGCAACUAUUGCCGCGAGCUAGAACACAUUAAUCUGAUUGGAUGUGCUGCCAUCUCCGACUACGGAGUUCAUGCACUCAGCGUAAAGUGCAAGAGUUUGCAAUCGCUGCGUAUUCAACGCUGCCAUCGGAUCACGGAGCGCUCGUUGGCGCCACUGCGUCAUCGGGUGCACAUUGAUCGACCACGUCCACGCCAGGAUGCGCUCAAUGCUUACAACUUAAACGAUUUCUAUCCCAGCGACUUUCUUGUUUACUAGUUCCACAACAGUCUCUCUCUCCCUCUUUUUCUCUCCUGCUCACUC
This is a messenger RNA of Drosophila navojoa, 1169 nucleotides long. RefSeq names its product F-box and leucine rich repeat protein jetlag (gene jet). Lineage: Eukaryota; Metazoa; Arthropoda; Insecta; Diptera; Drosophilidae. The record is from RefSeq and is a predicted model, not a curated record. Gene Ontology annotation, cellular component: SCF ubiquitin ligase complex. Gene Ontology annotation, biological process: SCF-dependent proteasomal ubiquitin-dependent protein catabolic process.